Babesia bigemina is the source of this 5196-nucleotide messenger RNA. RefSeq lists its product as hypothetical. The transcript has a single exon. The record is from RefSeq and is a predicted model, not a curated record. Lineage: Eukaryota; Apicomplexa; Aconoidasida; Piroplasmida; Babesiidae. The coding region runs from base 1 to 5196 and encodes 1731 amino acids.
AUGGGAUUUUUGAGUGGUGUUCUCAGUAACAUCAAAGAGCAUUUAGGGCAGCAUAAAGAUACUUUAAAUGAUGCAAUUGAAGCUCUCAAGCAAAAUAAACACGGCGGUAAAAAAGGUUUUAGUGUUGCGAUUGGAAAGGUGGUCGAAGGGGUGCGGGGGUAUAAUGAUGGUGUUAGAAAUUCCAACCACCAUGUCAAGAGCAAGAUAGAAGAUUUGUAUAACUACGUCAAGACUGAAAAUGGAGGUAAGUUACUUAAUGACAUUAAUGCUAUUCAGGUUAAUAAUCCCGUGGACCCCGAGCUGACUGACGCUGCUUCCGAGACCAAGAAGCUUGUCGAGAGAUGCCUUGAACAAUCUAGGCAAUUUGACAGAGAACUCAAUAACGCUGAACAGCACAUUAAUGAUCUUAAUUUAACUUGUAAAACUAGUGUAAAUAGCGCGCAUAGAAACGUUAGGCAUGAAACCGCUAGAUUGGAGGACCUGGCAGCAAGGGAGCACCAAGGGAUGACGGACACGCUUAGUUUGGUAACGACGACGCUGGAGGAAGCUAAGAAGAAGAUUAAUGAGCGCAUUGACGAGGACGUAAAAAAGCUGAUCGAAAAAGUGAGGACUAGCGUCCAGAGUAUUUUGACUCAGCUGAAGAGUAUUAGCAAGGAACUGCAACGAUGCACCGCAGAGUUGCAGGAUUGGAUAAGCAAGGUGGAGAAAUUUAUUGGUGAAGAUAUUGAAAAGCAUGUGCAGAAAAUAGUAAGAGAAAUGAAUAAAGAUGCUUCAGACGAACAGCCUAUGCAAAUUAAGAUUGCCGUGCAGAAUGCAACGACAGCAGUUGUGCAGCUUAACGGCGCAGGCGAGGAGGGUAUCCAGAGAGUUACGAGGGAUGUUAAAGCAGCGCUUGAGCAGGUAAAGGAAAUGAACGAAGCGCUGAAGGAGGAUCUAUGGCAGGUGAAAGAUGCGGUUAAUACGCAGGUGAAGGAGAUUAAGGAAGCGAUUGGGAAGUUGUAUAAAGUUGUUGAAAGUGGAGAGCCGGAAGGAGCGAAGGAGACAGACAAAACGAUGGUUAAAGUAAUUGGAGAGAUUAGGGAUAAAAUGAAAGAUAUUACAGGCAAUGAUGAAAAACCCAGGACUCCAUUAACAGCUCUGCAAGGAAUCGUGAGUGGGCUUAAGUGGAAGUAUGCUAAUGAAUACAAACCAGAACAUUUUUCAAAAAUGGUAGAGGCCUGGUUGGACGCCAUUUUAGGAAAGGAUUCCACAGUGAAGGGGACUAGAGCCGUGAACUCGUGGCUCAGCCAUUACGUCAUAAAUAACACUAAGUUGGAUGAUACAUAUACACGGAAGGAUAACGGAGUUCAUAAAGCGCUCAACGAACGAAUCAGACAUGCGAUUACGUCACAACUUACGUCGGAUAAUAUCAUUAAAGCUGCCACUGAUCGAUACACAUCACGACAUGUCACUACUCUUACACAUACAUUGCAAAAUGUGAAAGAUGUUUGUGAGACAUUUGCGAUCAAACUUGAUGAGAAAAUUACCGAAGCCGAAAUCGAGAAAUUCGUCAAAAGAAUAGCGGACCGCGUUGAAACUGAAUUGAGAGCGGCGGACACGUCGGCGUAUACCUAUAAUUUCCUUAAGCGAGCCGUCCGAACCACAGUAAUCUCCCUCGCUUCCAAAGCCUCACAGGCUGCCAAGGAACUUGAGUCUAUUCUGCUCACCAGCAGAGUGGGCGACGUAACUCAAGGCAGCAGCGCCAAUAUUGCAUCAGAAAUAGAUAGAGUCGACAGAAUUGCGAUGACGCUCGAAAGUAAAUUGAAGCAGUCACUUGGCCAGAAUGGCGGGAGAGACAGAACCAACUACGCCCAAGCCGUCGACAAAGCUAUAGACCGCGUGACAAGCAAGCUGACAGAAGAGAUCGGGGAGGAUGGCAUGACAGGUACAGGUAUUGCAAGUAAUACAAUAUCCGAUAUUGCUGUGGGUAAGUUUACAAAUUAUAAUGAGAAGGUAAAACGAGAUACUCUCGCGCUUUUGGAGAGUUCUCCAGACAAGGUCGCAGGCCAACUUCCAGAAGCGAUAAUAAAUAUCAAGACGCAGGUGAGCGAUGCUUUAACACCAAUGGUACAACUCAAAAGCGAAGCUGAGCAACAGUUAACUCAAGUCACCACCAUACUCAACUCACUGUGCGACUCCGUCAAAAAAAGUGGCGAGACCCUUAAUUCCAAUCUGCAGUUUUUGAAAGGUACGUAUUUCGAAAACUACGACGAGGCCAAACGAAACGCCAGAAACAGCAUUAAAAAAAUUAAACACCAGAUCAGUGAACUCCGAAAUGCCGAUUUGGGCAAGGUCAUACACGAUGUUGAGAAGUUUCUAAACGGCCUCAACUUAACAUGCGACUCCACCAUCCAGUUGCUCGGGAGCUCCGUUAAGGAACAGAUCUGUUCAGCUGAAAAAACGUUGACAACGCACGCCAGGAAGCAGUAUGUGGAGGCUGUGAAACACUUGUUAACGACGUUCGCCGACAAAGUAACUGAGGACCUGAAGCCGCUGCCGCGAGAGAUACAACUUGAUUUGGAGAAGGGGCACAAAGGGUUCAUGACCAAAUUUGAGAAGAAGUUUGUCGCCUACAUUAAUAAGAUUAAGCCGAUCGCCGCCACUUCCUUCAUUCAGAAGGGCUCACUAAAAAUAUCUCCAGUAAGUCAGGCUGCUAAAGAACUAAACAAGGCCCUCUCCUUCUUCUUCCAGAGUCUCAACAGGCAGACUGAUAUAACUGCUGACGUGGACUUAGCUGAGCCGGCCAAGAAGGCUGUGAUCACUGUCCUCGGUAGCAUCCAAACGUCUAAUCACUUCGAUCACACCUUUGUAGAUAAUUUAGUGUCACUUAAAAAUACAAUGCACGAAUUCAAUCCUAGAACGUACGGGGACAGCAACAACCCUUGGCUUUUCGAGUCGCUUAAGAAGGGUCUGUCGCUUUUGGUCGAGGAGUUUGGCAAAACAUACAUAUCGACGUACUCGCAGGAAACCAUCGAGUGGGAACAGGCCACGGCUGACGAGAAGCUAAAGUAUGCCAAAGUUCUCUUCACGAUGACGCCCUUCAUAUAUCAUGAGUUGACUGAGCUCAAAGAAGGCCUGGAGAGGAAAGAUGACAAAUGGAAUCUAUAUGGCAUAUAUAAUACAUCAGACGCUGAUCAGAGCCUGCACGCCCAUUAUUUCCGUGAGAACGGUUACGACGCUGAUCUACCUGACGAUGCCGCGCACGGCGCACUUAACCACAGGGAGACGUUGAAAGGCAGUACCAUCCUGCGCUAUCUUACUGCUGACAAAUAUCAGCUGUUCAAGCAGACCGCCACUGCCUUGUCAUCAUCUGGUGACAAUUGUGGACUGACAGUGGAGUUGGAAGAGGAGAACGGUCUCAUCCGAAAACUCUACGAUUGCCUGCAUACGUACUCGAAAGUCUGCCACCUUAUCCGUGUUGACAAACCAAGGGCUCCAUGCUCCGUUUACGAAAUUCUUGUCUGGUGCUGCGGCCUGCAGUUCAACCCCGUGUACGAGAGGCUCAAGGCGCAAAUUAAAUCUGAGUUCAUGAAGGAGGACAAAGAACGGCCGGGUACUAAAACGCUGCAACCCUUCGAAGCGCAUCCGUCUCCCUUCCAACACACGCAUAUCGACGAAGCGCUCUACAAGGUCUCAUCUGACUCCCACGCCGUCCUCACCGCUAUCCUAGGGCACGGUCACAAGGACGGAAUCUACGCGUGUGAUUUCUCCAGCAACUCGCUGAAAUUAGAGUACCCUGCCAACAUGAUUCAACUGCUGUGUACGUUGUUCGACCUGCUUAAGCGCCUCUACCACCAGCUGUACUUCCUGCUGCAGCAGUGUAAGCACAAUGCUCAGCUAAGCGGCUGGAGGGACUGCCACUACGGCAGGGGCAUCGGUGGGUCGGGCUGGCAGUGCAACACGAAGCAGUGCCCUAAGCAAGACUGCGACCAAAGGCACGACCAAAGUGGCAACCAAAUGGGUGGGCAAUAUCCCAACUGCGGCGUCAAGUCGCCACUGCAAUCGUUCUUGGAGGACGGAUUGAAAGGCCACCUGCCGCAUUCGGUAGCAGCUAGGGGAUCGAGUCUGUCAUGUGGCACGUGUGGUAGUACACCUGGUAUGCCGUGCAGGACGCCAAUGGGCUUCGCUGACAUCAGUGCCAUCGCGUCGCAUACGAUGAUUGGCCAGGAUAUAUGCGAUGUGCUUUACGAUUUCUGUGGCCGUCCAAAUUCCCCGCUCACUAGACUGUGCGGUUACCUCAACUGCCUGCUACCCAGUGCGCCGAAAACGCUGGCGGACAUGUUCAGCUUCUACUAUCACCUCACCGAUCGCUGGGGUAUGCAUGGCAAUGAUCAUAAGAGCAAUGCUUUCGACGCUAUCGUCAAGGCCGCCAAUUUCGGGCGUCAUUAUAAUGAUUUGAACGUCUACCACUUAUUUACCCCUAGUCACUCAGCAUUGAAGAAGGGCCACUCCGAUGGUAGCCUGGGCAGUCUCGUAUGCUUGUCAAAAGAAGCCGUCGUAUGCGGUCCUUUGUUGCGUCCCAUCAGUAACGCCAUCUACGAGACGUUCUCAGCAAAACACGCCGAUAAGUAUUUGUCGUGGAUCGUUUACCUGACGGCGACGUUCUACGAUCUGCUGAAGAAAUUGUAUGAUGAGUGCAAUUCCAAAUGCGGUGCCAGGGGAUCGAAUUGCCAUGGUAAAUCGUGCGUCAAGGGGUGUCCAACUACAACCAUAGAGCAAGAUCCGCCACGAUAUCACCAUCGCGACUGCAAAUCCAUUGUAAGCUGUAAUGCCACAAUGCCGACAUUGGCGAAAUACGGUUUUGUUCUCGGCGAUCCAGAGAGGCUGAACGGAAGUGAACGAUCGCAAACGAAACGCACGUGCAGAGAUUUCUGUGAUGUAUUUAAGGAGGCAUUUGACAAAGACUCACAUCUUGUGCAGUUUUUCAAAGCCAUUGAUAAUUUCAUGUUCGCCAUCCGCGCUCCCUUCAUAUGGCUUAACGUCGCACUCUGGUCCCUCUCCCUCUUCUACCUCAUAUGCGUAAUGGUUGGCAGACUGGAUGUGCUCCACAUACGCUCACACCUGAGGAUACCGUCGUCGCACAAGAUAACGGCGCAAUCAUUGCUGGCUGCAGCGCAAGUCGGAAGGCUUGCCAAGAUAUCUUAUCUACAACCGUAA